GUCUCGUCUGGUUGUGCACAUUUUUUUUUUUAGAGACUGGCGCGCGCUGUUCAAAACACAGAGAAGAAACGCGGGCAGAAGAGGCAGCAGAGCCGCCAGCAACUCAAACUUCCUACCAACAUUUAUUGUUUUAUGUAGCACGACAGAAACGUGUUCGGUGAGGUUUGAAAAUGAUGCCGACUACUUCCAGGAAGAGAAAGCUCUCCUCUCUGGACUCUGACAGUCACCCGGCCAAGAAGGGGGUGAGUGAGGAGAUGUCGCCAGUGAAGAGGAGAUCCCCCAGGAAGAAGCCAGUCGAGCGUCUGGACAAGGAGAAUUGUCCCUCGCCACUGAAAUCCCCACGUAGACCAGCAGACUCUCCAGCCAAAUCACCCCGUAAAUCUCCAUUCAAACCUUCCAUGGUUACAAGCUCCUUCUAUGGCAAGAAGAAGCCCGUCUAUCUCACUCCACUAGAGAGGAAGGCGAUAAAGGAGUCUCUACCAUCUCCUCCUCAUCUUACUUCCCCUCCUUCCCAGGAGAAAAAGAAAAAUAAGAAUAAGAAGAAUGUUAAAGGAAGCAGCAAGCCGAGAAAGGUUGCUGCAGGAUCUAGUAAUGCUGGGAAAAUGGGUAUCAAAAGCUAUGCAACAUCUUCAACGACGGUCAAGCUGCCUAAAGCUGACAGCAGUUUCACUGCUAAACCGGCAUCCACUACAACCACUGUUCCCGUCGGCAGCACCAAGCCAGCAGAGUCCAAGAAAGCAAUCACCAUCACUUUCAGCAGCCUGAAGCCCAAACCGAAGAUCUUUGUAGGAGCCGCUUUCUUCGGUACAGGGAAGAAACCUACGUCCAUGUACAAGAAAUCUGCACCAAAAUCCUCAACUAGGCCAGCUUCAGUCCCAGUGAAAAGCAAAGCUGUCCUGCCACAGACAAAGAAGCAGCAGCCACCCGCUCUGGUGAUGAACCAAGAGCAGAAACACCCUGAAGAGACUGCCGUCCAGCCGGUCGAGACAGAAGAGAAGCAGCCGAGCACCAAGCAGAGAGCAAAGUUUGAUCCGACAGACUGGAUGGACUCUGUUAACGAACAGCCUGAAACUCCGCAGCCAUUAAGCUCUCCUAAAAUGUUGACAGAGAAAUAUGGGAUUACCAAGGAGCUGAUGAUUGUGUUGACAAGGACCCCAACACCAAGUCCUGCUUCCAAAACCUUAUCCCUCAAGGAUGUUUCUCUGACAGACGGUGGCUCUGAGCCCAUCUUUGACCUGAGUGAUAUAAGUCCCACCAGUGCGGCUGCCAGCCCACCCAAAGAAUCUACAGCGGUGUAUCCCAUCUUUGGCUCUGCUUCCAAGAGGUUAAGGAAAGCUCUGCAGCCACCAGUGUCCUGCAGCACCCCCUCUGGCCAGACAACGUCACUGCAGGCUUCUUCUUUAGCCAAAGAGCGAACUGUUCGCAGGAGGAAAGAGAAACAGGAUGACGACCAGCUCAUUAUCGACGCAGGCCAGAAGCAGUUUGGAGCGACGACCUGCAGCUCAUGUGGGAUGGUGUACAGCGCAGACAAUCCAGAGGACAAUUUCCAACACACCCAGUUCCACCAGCGCUUCCUCGACUCCAUCAAAUUUGUGGGCUGGAAGAAGGAGCGGGUGGUGUCAGAGUUCUGGGAUGGAAAAAUUCUCCUAGUCAUGCCAGAUGAUCCCAAAUACGCCGUCAAAAAGGCUGAGGACGUGCGGCGUGUAGCGGACAACGAGUUAGGUUUCCAGCAGGUGACUCUGAGCCGACCCACACAGGCCAAGACCUACCUCUUCAUCAACACAGAGCGCAUGGUGGUGGGAUGUCUCGUGGCUGAACCGAUACGUCAGGCUUACAGAGUCCUCGAGCAGCCCGAUCGACACAAAGACAUGACGAAGGACGACUUCAUGGAGCGACACAGAGCCUGGUGCUGCUCCACCGUCCCAGAACAAGCUCUGUGUGGGAUCAGUCGGAUCUGGGUCUUCAGUCUGGCCAGACGACAGGGCAUCGCAUCCCGCAUGCUGGACAUCGUCAGGAGCACCUUCAUGUACGGCAGUCAUCUAACCAAGGAAGAAAUCGCCUUCUCUGACCCGACACCUGACGGCAAGCUGUUCGCAACUAAGUACUGCAACACACCAACCUUCCUUGUUUACAACUUCGUUGCAUGAAGUUUGUAAACAAUUUAACCAAAUGCAUGGAUUAAAGAUGCAUUACCGAUUUUAACUGACGCGUUGAACUGUAAGUAUCACAGAUUAACAGAUCUUCAGGCAACUGUUAAGGUUUUAUUUUUAUGUUGACUAGGCCAUGCUUCAGUUUGUAUUGAGUGUGCGUAAGCUUCGGUUGUAUAAUUAUAAUACAUUCUGUGUUCAGGAUUAAGUAGGUCUCAGGGUUUUGAAGGUUCAUGAUACACCUGUUGUCACUCAGUAUUUAUACUUGGUACUGCUUAAUGUUGUGUGUAUAUUGGCAGUGCGUUCUGUUCAGAUGUUUAUAUUCUGCUUGAAACUGCAGCAACUGAAAAUAUUUCAUAUUACUGAAUAUACCCGCAUAGCUCGCUUUGAUUCAUCUUGAAUUGAAGGAUUUGUUGUGAUCAUUUUGACUUUAGAAUCAAAGAGAACUAGAAGCUUCCUCCGAUACGUUCAUUUAAAUGUUCUGGGGUUUUUUCAUACUACCAGCUCGAUGUUUUUUGGGACAUUUUGGAAGGAAAAUAUGUUGAUAGACCUGUUGAAAUGUGCAUCCCAUCAUUGUUUAGGGGUAUUAUACCUUGUAAAUACAUUAAACAUAUUGCCUUUG
Molecule: messenger RNA, 2769 nt
Organism: Siniperca chuatsi (mandarin fish)
Lineage: Eukaryota; Metazoa; Chordata; Actinopteri; Centrarchiformes; Sinipercidae
Gene: esco2
Product: establishment of sister chromatid cohesion N-acetyltransferase 2
Exons: 15
Coding region: 171-2147 (658 amino acids)
Biological process (GO): mitotic sister chromatid cohesion
Cellular component (GO): nucleus; chromatin
Molecular function (GO): protein-lysine-acetyltransferase activity
Source: RefSeq, a predicted model, not a curated record